UAAUCCUCCGGCCUUUGCGGAGAUAAACCAACAAAGAUUCCAUUGGUUCUUCUUAUUCAUUUGGUCGAUCUUAACCAAUGAGGAAAAAAUUCACUCGAUCAUAAUAUUAAGCACGGAAGUUAUAGGUUUGUCUUGGCUCAAGCUCUUUACACUUGUAAAAACACGUGCAGGAGGGCACUAAAGGAAAUGAUCAAGAAAAGAAAAAUGGAUGCUAUUUUCGACCCCAACGACCCAGAUCCACCCGGAUCAAAUCAGUUAUACAGUCUGGUAGCGAAUUCAAGUUCACAGCCAACGCCAUUGAAUGUUAUAACAGCAACCAUAGCAACUAGCCCCAGUGGUUCUUACAAAACAACGAAGACUUCCGAAAUUGAGCAUCAGAACCCGAAUCAACAGUUCGCCUUUUCGACCGCUGUUGCUCAUCACUCUCGCCCGCCUCCAAAAGACGGGCAAACCUCUCAUCAAGGAGGUUUAGGGGCUCCUCAGAUGCACCUAUCACGCACGCUUUCAACACAAACAACUACAGGCCAAAAUCAGUCUAGAUCCACGCAAAUCCUGAGCCCCCAUAUGCACGCAGUUCCAGAGUUUGAUGCGUCCACCUUGAACUACGCGUCUAGAACAGCACACCUUAGAGGGGAUCAAAUGUCAAACAGUCCCGGUAUAUUUGAAGAGAUAUCUAAUCAUCUGGGAAUUCCUGGAAUGGGAUUUCCUCAGCACUCUAACGCCCCAGUCCUAAACAAGCUUGGAAAAGGCCUAAAUGUCCAAUCACAACCAGACCAGACAGAUGGGACAUACCAAACCCUCAGCAAUUCUUACUCGCCGGCUAACCAGACAAAUGGGACAUACCAAACCCUCAGCAAUACUUACUCGCCGGCUAACCAGACAAAUGGGACAUACCAAACCCACAGCAAUACUUACUCGCCGGCUAACCAGACAGAUGGGACAUACCAAACCCUCAGCAAUACUUACUCGUCGGCUAACCAGACAGAUGGGACAUGCCAAACCCUCCGCAAUACUUACUCGCCGGCUAACCAGACAAAUGGGACAUACCAAACCCUCAGCAAUACUUACUCGUCGGCUAACCAGACAGAUGGGACAUACCAAACCCUCCGCAAUACUUACUCGCCGGCUAACCAGACAGAUGGGACAUACCAAACCCUCAGCAAUACUUACUCGUCGGCUAACCAGACAAAUGGGACAUAUCAAACCCUCAGCAAUACUUACUCGUCGGCUAACCAGACAGAUGGGACAUGCCAAACCCUCAACAAUACUUACUCGCCGGCUAGUACUUCAAGAGUAAAAGCAUCGAAAGAGCAGAUCAUCUCAGCAAAUUCUUCAUAUGCAGAGAUCGUAGUGAGUAAUCCUAAGCCGGAGUACGAUAAGUAUCAAAAGAAAUACACUGAUAAGAACCGGCGUCCAUCGGAACAGCGAGUUCAGGAUGGGAAGGUUCAGUUAAAGAUAACGAGUCACAAAUUUCCGCUUAGCAUCGAGCACCCUGUCAGUGUGUUCAUACGGCGCGAACCACAGGCAGCCCGGAAGGUAUUUAAAGAACGACCAGACUUGUUUAUGAGAGAAAAUGAAUACACAGAGCUAAAGGAAGUCCACGUUAAUUGGAUGCGAGAGCCCAGUCUUUGCGCGCCGUUCCACUACAAGUGCAGUGUGAACCUCGACUCGGUCUACCUGUCUACCGAGGGCAAGGAAGUCUAUAGGCUCGUCAAGGCCAAGGGACCGCUGUACAACCGCUUUCAGCUCAUCACGGUGCUACAAUACCAAGACGGUCACCGCGAGAAGCUCACCCCGUAUGAGUUUGUCCUAAAGAGCGCGAGAACAGUGGGACAAAACAGCUCAAGACUAGCUUCCGAUUCCAUCUUGGCAACAACAAAUAGACAAACAAACGUUGUAUGCGACUUCCUCAAAGCCAACAUUGCCGAGAUAAAAAAGAUCGACUACGAGAUCCUCGAGACAAAGCAGCAUGACAUUGCGUAUUACUACAUGAGCAUUCGGCAAUCCGAAGACGGUUCCAAACGCCUCCCUACGGAUCUCGAACGUGGCGACGUAGUCGGGUUUUUCGCCGCAGCUGAUGAAGGCGGCGAAACGAGCAUCGACUACCUGACAGCGGAGAAUAGCAAGAGAGCAUGCGUGGCGGGCGUUAUCAGCAGGAGUGCGUUUCUCAGAGGAAGAAAAGCGAUAUGUGACCCCGAAAAAGAGAACGCUGACUUAGUGUGUAUCAUCGGUGAAGUCGACGUCAAAGUGAUAGGCCCCGUCAAGACUGGUGAACUCAUCUACACGUCAAAAUCCAACCAAAUGCCGGGGACAGCAGUGGCUUAUAGCCAGAUGGAACAAGACAUCACUGCCACUCUUCUCGGCAUGGCAAUGCAAGAGUCACGUGACCCCGACUUAAAGUUGGUCAGGUGCUUGGUCUCUAUUGUGCUCGGAAUCAGCAGUAAGGCCCAAAAACAGAGCCUUGAGGAAAUCCAUAGAAUGAAAGAAGAGAUGGAGAAGAGUUUCGAAGAUAAAGUGGUCAAGAUUCAAAACUGCUGGAAAGGAUUAUGGAAAAAGGCAAUUGGAGUAUUUCUGUUUCUGCUGGUUACAGGAUUCCUGUGUUACAUGUUUUUGGCGCCAAACUCUCCAUAUCUUAUCGGAAAGUGCGAGGCCGGCUGUAUUCACGCACCAAAUGGCAAAUGUUGCCUCUUGAAGUUGGAAUACAUACCAGACGAAUCUCAGGAAGUUGAUGAAAUCUACGGCAUCCGAUUCAAAUGGGACAAGCUUAAAAGAAAGCUGAGCUUAGCUUUUGACAAGUACCCGAAUAGCACAGGAUUUCGGUACUAUUUGAACAAAAACCGUUGCGUGACCGGUAGCAUCCGGGCAAUCUCCUCGUGGCUAGACCCAGCUCCCCGUGUCCCUCGCGUCAACGUGUUAGCAGUGGACGUGAACUGCACUAUGGUAUAUUACCAUAGCAACAGCAGGGGAUGGAUUCAUUACAAUCCGAAGAGGCUAAAAGUGGUGAAAUGUGCACGGGUACAUCGACAUUCCCACGAACAACUCGACUAGGAGUUUCUAGUUAGCCACAGAAAGCCCAUACUAUGUAAUGUUCGUUUUAGAAUAGCAAUACUCAGAGUUAGAAUUACCGUAGCAACACAGACUUGGUAUGAGAAUUACCCUAGCAACACAGACACAUGAAAGGACCCUUCACUUUGAGACGAUCAUAAAAGUACAAAAAUACUACAUACAUUGUCACAUCAUGUUUAAAAAGGCUUUGUUAUUCAUCUAUUAAGUCUGUGUACCGGUUGGGGUUUCGUUAACUCGUUUUGCUGAUACUUCGUCUUAAUUUAUCGUAUUUUCGUGCUGAAAAUCCAUGGCUGAUUAGUAUCUGUAAUUUUUUGGUAGUGAUAUGAAUUCUUUCAAGCUUUUUGCUGUCAAACGGAUCAAAACUCCAGUACCCGGAUUGGUGAAGAUGUAAGUGGGCAGUGCGAGGAAACAGACGUUUUGCAAGCCGUUUCAUUGGUGUUAUGGAGAUGAGGGAUAUUUUGCUCUCUUUUCAAGGUUAAAGGUGUAUUUGUGAGCUAUUGUUUAAGGUCAGGUGUACGACUCAUGUAUUUUUACGAUAUUUUAAGCUAUAUUUGCUUGUGUUGUGAAAGUAUUUUUGAAUUGCCAAUGCGUGUUUAUUUUUCAAAAGAAUCGCUUGUCUCGCCCACUUUUCCGGGGGCUAAACAAUUAAGCAUGGAAUAAACAUAACAUGUAAAGGAUUGCUACAAUUAUUUAGCAAAAGAUGUCAGGUCUUACGGGAUUUUAUGUAUUUUUCGAGGAUGGUUGUUGAUAGUAUAGAUUGUUUCCGAGCAUUUUAUGCAUGGAAUUCAAAUGCGGAUAGGAUACGUAAAAAGAUAUAGCACGAAACAAAGAAUUGGACUGAGUGUUCACUUUAUUAAGGGAAAGUUCAUUUAUUAUCCCGAGGGGAGGGCGUGGGGAUUUUGAUAAAAGUAAGGGAUAAAAUUAGUUGACCCCCUUCAGGAGGAACAAAAUUUUCCACAUUUUCGGUAACCUCUCGCGAAAAUCUAAGAAAGAAGGAGCAAAAAAAGAAACGGCAAUGACAAUGUUAAAGGAACGCGAUCAAGAGAUUAGCUGCAUUGGGCAGAAAGUGGAGGGUAAGAAAAUGGCUGAAAAACCUUAAUUCAGAAAAAGUGAAGGCACUUAAUUUUUCAUAGAUGCGACUAACUCCAGGUUUCAACCUGAUAAUGGUUGAUGCUGUAGAUGACGUAAAAGAAGCAAAAAGGCUUUUCGAUCAUCUCCUUGCAAGAAAAGCGCAGCACGAGAAAAGAGAAAAGAGAGCUAGGAACCACAGGGGGAAUCAGAUAUGAGCGAGGAUUUUGAUGAUGGAGAAAAAGCGCUUAAAGCAUUGAAAUGUUCUGUUUAUAUUUUAGAUAUGGAAUAUUAGCACUUUAUAACGCCCCCCUUAAGACAUCAAAAAUUUAUCGAGGCUCCCCCCCACAGUAUCCCCACGCCCCCCCCCCCCCCCCCCUCGGGAUAAUAAAUGAACUUUCCCUAAGUGGCGCGCGUAACAAAAGGACGGGAAAAUCUUGCUGUUUAUUUCAUUCUUUAGCUCUGGCGGUGAAUAAGUCACUAGAACUAGCUUACCGAUCCGGUACGAGUGCUGUUGUAAUAUUUGUCACUACAGGUCAGUGAUGAGUAGACCCGAUUUCCAGAUGAACUUUUAUGGUCACUUCUCUAUUUUCAAGUUUAUGUAUUGUCCUUGUGUCUUGUAAUUCUAUUCAAUAAUUUUCUUGUUAACCCAUAAAAGUUGAAAAUAGAAACGGUUGGAUAUCGAGCAAUAGCUACUUGGAGGCAUUAUUUUGAAACAGUCUCUCUUCCUUAAAAAAAAAAUGUUUGUCUGUUAUUGUUCCAUCAAAUGUGCAUGUGUGUAUCAAAUAUAUUUUUGGCAAGGUUCCCUUCUCUUCCAAGUUUUAUCAAUGUCACUCAAGAAUCGACCAUUAGAAACUGGUCAUCAGGAGAAUGAUUUUCACUGCAUGAAGCACCGGAAACAAUAAACAAUAACAACAAAAAAUAGGCAGCUGCACUGCAUAGUGUGAGAUACGUGAACUUAUUAACGAAUGCAGAGUGAACAAUAGCAAUUUUUUUAUUUUAUCUUUCUACUAUUUUUUAAAUUACUCUUUAUUUAAGAUUUUGUGGAAAGGGCUUUGCUUUUCUUCAAUUUUGUUGAAUGCAGUUGCAGUGGUUUCGUUGCAGUUGAUAUAAUCUACCUAGAAACAGAAGUAUUAACUGUAUUGAAAGAAAGGUUCUCUUUCAAAGUCUGGCAGCAUCAAAAUAAAACAGUGCUAUUACAGUUCUGGUACUGUUAGC
This is a messenger RNA of Nematostella vectensis (starlet sea anemone), 5352 nucleotides long. RefSeq lists its product as uncharacterized. The record is from RefSeq and is a predicted model, not a curated record. The coding region runs from base 187 to 3048 and encodes 953 amino acids. The transcript is spliced from 12 exons. Lineage: Eukaryota; Metazoa; Cnidaria; Anthozoa; Actiniaria; Edwardsiidae.